Molecule: messenger RNA, 786 nt
Organism: Medicago truncatula (barrel medic)
Lineage: Eukaryota; Viridiplantae; Streptophyta; Magnoliopsida; Fabales; Fabaceae
Product: precursor of CEP14
Exons: 1
Coding region: 132-440 (102 amino acids)
Biological process (GO): response to osmotic stress; cellular response to nitrogen starvation
Source: RefSeq, a predicted model, not a curated record
UCUCUCUUCUUCACCUAUAAAUAACAUAUCUUUCCCUUCAAGAAACUCAAUUCCUCUCCUAUAUUAUUACCAAACACAAACAGAAACACACACAAAAAUACUACUACUUCAAACACUCCAAUUCUCUUUCAAUGGGUCGUAUUGGUACUAUGCAACUAGUUCUAUUCUUUAUUCUCUUUGUUUGCUUUUGUUCAUGUCUAGAAGGAAGAAAACUUCAUAUUGAUUCAAGCAAAGAAACCAAGAAAAUUGACCCAUCUACAAGGGACAAUUUGUUCUUGACUUCACUCCCUAAAGGCAAAGUUCCAUACUCUGCACCAAGCAAGAGAGGUAACUCUGUUGAAGUUGAUGAGAAGCUUGUUGCACGUCACCUCAUAAGCACUGAACCAGCUGAAGUUCGGAUUCUUCUUCGAUCUGUUCCUAGUCCUGGUGCUGGACAUUGAAUCAUUAAUAUUAUAGCUUCAAGCCUACAUAAUUUAUUUGUUAAUUAGUUCAUAUACGAUGACACAUUAUUUGAUUUGUUCAGUUUUUGUGAUAUUUUUCUUUGGAGAAGGAAUUAGUGAUUUUAAUGUAUGGUUAUAUACAUGGAUAGUUGAAUUGUAUAAAGAUAGUUAAAUGUCUCUAUUUCUCAUUAUUGAGAGAUAAUUUAAUUUAUGUAGUGAUGACAAAGUUUGUAUUUCCGCGUAACGUGACCAACUUCUGUUUUGGUCUGUAUAAUGUUACAAGGAUUUGGAUCCAAUGUUACGAAAAUGUCUUAAUUGAUAAUACAACUUUUUGUGUCUUUACGAA